AAUAUCAUCUUCUGAUGUCUUUCUUCCUGGCGUUUUGUUUUUUGUUUUUUGUUUUUUACGUUUCCAUGAAGAAGAAGUGAGGGACGGGGCUAAAAGUCAGGCUGGUGACAAGGGUGGGGCCUCGCUGUCCCCACCUUCUGUGACAUCACACCUCACUGCUUGAGGGAUGCCUGGUGAGCAGAGGACACUGGGGGCGCCCAUCUGCUGUCAGGUGCGGGGACCUUGCUGCGCCCAGGCAGCCUGACCGGAGGCCAUGGUGGUCCAGCGGGUGGAUAGCAGGGGGCGGGUGGCCGCCGAGCCGCUUGAACGCACAAGGGGCAGUCGCUGUGAGGACAAGAAGCAGACGCUGUUGGCGCUGCUGGUCUUGGUGCUGUACGUGAGCACGGGGAUUUCAGGAAGAAGUUGGGAGAUGUCAGAAAGGAUCAAAGAAUGUAACUACCAGAAUCCUGUAGCUUCCCAGGGAUUUGAAUUCCAGACCAAGGAUCCCUCCAAAGAGCCGCUAAAGGUCGUCAGGACUUGGUUGAAGGAGAACUUGCAAGUUUUCUUAGAAAAGCUCGAGAAGGAGGUGCGAGAGCUGGAGCAGCUGGUGCGGGACCUGGAAGAGUGGCUCGAUGUCCUUCUGGGUGAGGGGCACCCCGAGGAAUCCUGCUCCUCCUUCAGGAACCGUGUGUGAGGGGCCCGGGCUGGGACCCGGGCAGGAAGCCAAGGAGGCAGGGGAAAGGCUUGCCAAGGGGCUCCCCUAAGUAGGGCUAAGCUGUGAUCCCUGAAGUUCAAGACAGGCAAAAAAUAAAUAAAUAAAAUAGAAUAG
This is a messenger RNA of Eptesicus fuscus (big brown bat), 808 nucleotides long. It is a transcript of the gene SMIM23, whose product is annotated as small integral membrane protein 23. The record is from RefSeq and is a predicted model, not a curated record. The coding region runs from base 254 to 673 and encodes 139 amino acids. The transcript has 4 exons. Lineage: Eukaryota; Metazoa; Chordata; Mammalia; Chiroptera; Vespertilionidae.